Messenger RNA from Entrophospora candida, 358 nucleotides. The record is from the annotation of a GenBank genome assembly. Lineage: Eukaryota; Fungi; Glomeromycota; Glomeromycetes; Entrophosporales; Entrophosporaceae.
UGAAUGAAUCAACAAUUACUAGAAUUUUACAAAAAAGUGAUGAAAUACUUAACAUGGAAAUUUCUAAUCCAGAAGCAAAAAGACAUAAGUCAGUAACUUUUCCUGAACUUGAACUUGCACUUAAAGAAUUUAUUCUAGUUUAUCAAAGUAAAACGAUUUUGAGUGAUGCACUUAUAAUUGAAAAAGCUAAACAGCUAGCAGACAGACUGGAAAUUCCAAGUGGAGCAUUAUCAUUUUCUCCUGGAUGGCUCCAAAAAUUUAAAGAUCGUAAUGGAAUUCGUCAGCAAAAACUUCAUGGAGAAGCAUCAUCAGUUGAUCUAAGUAUUGUUAUUGAUGCUUUACCAUUAUUGAAAAACAA